AUGCCUCACGUCGACAUGUUGUUCAACCAGUUGCAGAAGAGAAAAACCGAGCCAGCGCAAGUUAAAACGGCUAUCGAUAAUUUUGAAAAAUGUAUUGCCGUUGUGAGAAAUAGAAUUGAUGACAUAAUAAAUGAAUGCAACAAAAGGAGACGACCUAAUAAUAGCAGUCACGUUCACCGAGUUGCCGCAUUAGAAGUAUGCGACAAUAUAGUGAAUUCUGCAAAUGACAGAUUUCAAUUCAAAGAUCAUUUGGUAGCCGCAUCCCUUUUUUCCCCGAACACUUUGGAGAAUAUUGUGGUAGUUCUGCAUUCUUGUUCAGCAAACUAUUUGGCCAACUGUGAAGAUAAAAGUAAACCCCAAAAGCCACCAGAAGGUAUUUUUCUCUAG
Messenger RNA from Acanthoscelides obtectus, 387 nucleotides. The record is from the annotation of a GenBank genome assembly. Lineage: Eukaryota; Metazoa; Arthropoda; Insecta; Coleoptera; Chrysomelidae.